Emiliania huxleyi CCMP1516 is the source of this 4644-nucleotide messenger RNA. RefSeq lists its product as hypothetical. The record is from RefSeq and is a predicted model, not a curated record. NCBI's taxonomy places the organism in Eukaryota, Haptophyta, Isochrysidales, Noelaerhabdaceae. The transcript is spliced from 11 exons. Bases 1 to 4644 code for a protein of 1547 amino acids.
AUGCAGGCCGAGGUUUCGGAACCGCAACCAAAGCCGUCGGUCGAGGGCGCCGGUUUUGAUCGCCAGCCAGACAGCUCGGUCAACACGAGAUUCCAGGCCUACAAGGGCGGCCACAACUUCGGCUUGUCGCAGGCGACCACCGAGUGCUACACGGACAUCGCGGACGAGAGACGCGAACCGAGAAGGCGCUACAUGGUCGACUUCAAUGAGAGCGAGGGCGAGUCGGCUUUCUUGGUUGUGAGAUCAACAAGGGGCGUCUGGUUCGACAACCCCCACGUGUUCCAUCGGAGCCUCGCAAAGGUGCCAAUCAGCUUUUGUUUCGCGCCUGAGAAGGGGGGCCAGGUUCAGACCGAGCUCGGGUCAACGGCUUCCGUCAAGGCCGGCAUCAUGUCGCUGCCGCCUUCGCUCCUCGGAGCUGAGGCGUGCGGCGUCAACAACGACGUCGUUGUGAAGGAGGAGGCCGCCACUCAGGAGGCCGCCUCCGAGGAGGCCGUCGAGGCCGUCGCCGAGGAGGCUGCCAAGGAGGUUGAGAAGCCGGCCAAGACCGUUUCCAACACGCCUGACCCAGCGGACACCACCUGCCACCCGGGCCUGCCCACGCCGAAGGAGGUGGGGCAGAGCGGGCCCGCGUCGGCCCGCAGCGGCUCCGGACCGGGCUACGUGGACGGCGUCGAGGCCGAAGUCCGCCGGCUGGGCGAGAGCGUCGUCUACCAGGCUACGCCCGCCGACGGCAAGAAGUCGCCGUCGCCGGGAGUCCCCACCUCCUUCGGCGUGGCGCCCAAGCCCCUUGGCGCGGUCGCGGGCGCGGGGCAGGCCGACGCCGCGUCACGCGAGUACUAUCUCGCCGUGCGCGACAAGGCGAUGGCCGCGAUCUUGCUCACCAAGAUGCAGCGGGCGAAGCUGGACGCCGAGCGGUCGGGGUGCGGGUGCAAGUGCCGGCGCAAGGCCAUGCGCUGCCGCAACAACCCCACGUUUGGCAAGGGCAGGCGCAAGUCUGGCAAGGCAGGGGGCAGGCGCAAGUCUGGCAAGGCAAAGGGCCGCGGCCGCGGCUCGCACCGGCGACCGAAGCCGCGCGGCGGGCCGCAGACGCCGCCUUGCAAGUCGCCGGACCGGCGCCGCGAGCCGCAGACCACGUCCGGCAAGGCGCCAUUCGCCGCUGGCACGUGCGGCGCCGGCGCUGGCACAUGCGGCGCCGGCGGUCGCGCCGGCCUCAAGGCGGCGGCCGACUGCGUGCGGGGCGGCUACACGAAGGCCGAGGGCGCCUUCCGGUGGCUGCUCCUCGUCUGCAUACCCGCCUUCGGCCACUGCGCGCCCGCCGUGCCUAGCCCGACGGAGGUGGCCUCGGCCUUCUCGUCUGCCGUCGCCUCGGCAGCCUCCGUCGCCUCGUCGGCGUCCUCUACCUUCUCAUCCGGCGUCGCCUCGGCGGCGUCCUCGGCCUUCUCGCCCGCCGUCGCCUCGAAGGCGUCCUCGCUCGUGAGCUGCUCGCCGCUUCUCGUGCCCGCCCUCGUGCUCAUCCUCCUCGCCAUCGCCUGCGGCGCCUCCUGGCCGACCGCGGCGAGCGGAAAGGGGGCUCGCGGCGCGGUGUGGGCCACCUGCCUCGCUGCCGCCACGGCGUGCCUCACCAGCGCGGCGGCGGCGCCUGCCGGCUUCUUCGCGAGCGCCUUCUCGUGGCUCGCGGCGGGUCCGCCGAAGGUCGCCGCCGCGGUCGCCGCCGGCACGGCGAUGUGGCGCCGCAACUCAAAGGCCCGCCGUUUCGGCUGGUCCAGCCUGCUCAGCGUCCUUCUCUGCUUGGCCACCGUCGCUGGCAGUUCGGUCACCGUCACUGGCGGCGCCGCGCUUGUCGCAUCCUCAACCGCGCUGCCAGACGUCACCGCGCUUCCGGCGAGCCCCGUAGCAAUUGGCGCAUUAGCAAUUGGCGAGAACGCGCGCGACAUCACCAUCGGCGACGUCUCCAAUCUUUUUUGGGGGGAGGCAGUCGCGUAUGUCGCCGUCAACUCCGUCGCAAUCGGGAAAAACGCCACCGGCAUCUCCAUCGGCGAUAACACCCAAAUUACCUUUGGCAACAGCUCUGGCCCCGCAACAAUUGGCGCAUUAGCAAUUGGCGAGCACGCGAGCGACAUCACCAUCGGCGACAACUCCAAUCUUGUUUUGGGGGAGGCAGUCGCGUAUGUCGCCGUGAAGGCGAUCUCAAUCUUUGGCCACACAAGGAACGUCCAAAUCGGCAAACAUGUGCGCAUUUCCGUGGGUGAUAAAUCUGCUGCGCUAGUCAUUGGUGCUGGGGUAGUUGGCUGGGGCUCGAGCUUUAUCACCACUGGCGGCAGCUCCGAUGUCACCGUGGGUGAAGCAGCUACCUCUAUCAGCAUUGACGUCGUAGCCAUUGGCUCGCGCGCGAGCUACAUCACCAUCGGCGACAGCUCCGAUGUCACCUUGGGCGAUAAAUCUCGUGGGCUAGGCAUUGGUGCAGUGGGAGUUGGCUGGGGCUCGAGCUUUAUCACCACUGGCGGCAGCUCCGAUGUCACCUUGGGUGAAGCAGCUACCUUUAUCACCAUUAACGCCGUAGCGAUUGGAUUUCACGCGAGCUAUAUCAUCACCCCACGCACUACGCGCAUCACCAUUGGCGAUCAGGCUAUCAGUGUGGUUAUUGGCACCUUCGGAAUUGACAGUUACACGAGCCACAUCACCAUGGGCAAGGUGUCGGAUAUCACAAUCGGGCACGCCGUGAAUGCCGUUUCCAUUUGUGCCGGCGCUAUCGGAAGCCACUCGAAGAACAUCACAGUAGGCGACAUCACUCACCUUACCUUUGGCAACAGCUUGGGCCCGCCGCCGUCCUCCCCACCCCCCCCCUGGUCCCCACCACCGUCGUCACCGCAUGACAUUGCUAACCUCACCAACUGGGGCGACGCAUUGAAUCCUUGCAAGGACAGUGACCCCUUGCAGAAGUUCACAUUUCCAACUUUCGGCUCUUUGGGAACUACAGGUGCUGGCAGUUUUGGAACUUUCGGACUGGGGUACGGGAACGUCGACAUAUCCAUCGGAGGACUGACCAACAUUACAGUCGGCGAUGGUGCCAAGAACAUCGCCAUUGGUAAUGUUGUGGUGUUCAACAUGAACGAGAAUAUUACCAUUGGCAAGAGUGCCAACAUUGCGAUAGGCGAAAACGCUGAAGGCAUUGUAUUCAAUGCCCUUAAAAUUGGCAACAACAACCGCAACGUCUUCCUUGGCGACAAUCCUUUAUACAUUGAUAUUGGCAGCAACUGCAACGACGUCACCUUCGGUGGCUUUGGCAACAUUAUGAUAGGUAGAAAUACUAGGUAUUUCGGCGGCAGCAUUUCCGUGGGCGACGGUGCCACCAACGUCACCAUUGGCAAAAGCGGGGACCUCGCUGUUGGCGACAAUGUCUACAAAAUACCUCAUACCUACGGUGGGAUCGGCCAGAAUGCCGCAAACAUCGCCAUUGGUGGCUACGACCAAAUCACAAUUGCUGACUACACUGAACCUCAACCUGGGACUUUGGGCAUCAUAGUCGGCGGGUUUUACAUCGGGGAUGACGCCAAAGAUGUCACAAUUGGCGGUUACUCCGCCGUCUUUGUUGGGUGCCUCACUUGGAAUGCGUCGAACUGCGUGGAAUUCGUCAACAAGCAAUUGACGACGUUCAUUGGUAGCAAAGCAUCAUCAGUUUCUAUCGGUCGGAACGCCGAGCAAGUUACGAUUGGCCAUGUUGCCACUGACAUUGUCAUCGGCCACGAAGCUUCGAACGUCUACCUCGGCAACAAUAUUUUCAACGUCUCACUCGGCAAUAAUGUUUCCAACAUUGUUAUCUGUGACAACGCCACAGACAUUGUCCUCGGCGACAACACGGCCAAUAUGGUCCUCGGCGACAGUGGGAUGUUUCGUGGGUUCAACAUUAGCCUGUCCAUCGCCCACUGUCAAACACAUCAGACAGGCAUCGACCUCAUCAGAUGCACCCUCGGCUUCGACGUCGUCUCCUCCUUCUCGCUGGCCGACCCGUCCGCCAAGGCGGCCUUCCUCUCGCUCGCCACCGCGACGGCGACGGUCACGCUCACCCCGACGCACAAGCUGCCCGCCGGCCCGGCAAAGGCGCUCAAGCAGGCGUCCGAGGUUGCCGUCGGAGAGACGGUCUGGCUCGCGUCGCCGGCCGCGGGCACGCUCAUAACCAAGGUCGUAGCCGACGGGCUGCACAGCCCGCUCACUAUGCACGGCGGCUGGCCAAUCGUCGACGGUGUCGCGACCUCGUACAACAGCGCGGCUGUCGUCGCGCGCAACAAGUACCUCGUCCCGCUCGUCGAGGCGGCUUGCCCCUCCCUCGGCCGCCUCGUCGUGGCGGCCGUGAACCCCAAGCCGAUGCACUACAUCGAUGGCGAGGUGGUGGAGCCAAUCGCAUCGCUCGAGGUCGCCGCUGCCGUGGCCGUCACGGUCAUCGCGCGGGACCCCAAGGCAAAGUGCGCCAACGGCUCUGGCUGCAAAUACAUCCACGACGGCACCGGCGCCACGCCAACGCCAAUGCCCGCCGACCCUCUCGCGGACCGCAUCGCCGCCGCUAAGGCGGCGAUCGCGCCGGGCACGCCGCCGUCGCUCGGCAAGCGCGCCAAGCCGCCGACCCCCGACUCAAGCGACGACCUCUAA